Messenger RNA from Gallus gallus (chicken), 1052 nucleotides. It is a transcript of the gene PROCR, whose product is annotated as protein C receptor. The record is from RefSeq and is a predicted model, not a curated record. Gene Ontology annotation, biological process: negative regulation of coagulation. The transcript is spliced from 4 exons. Lineage: Eukaryota; Metazoa; Chordata; Aves; Galliformes; Phasianidae. Gene Ontology annotation, molecular function: signaling receptor activity. The coding region runs from base 22 to 696 and encodes 224 amino acids.
CCCGUCCGUCCACAUCCCGCCAUGCUGAGGCUGCUGCUGCUCUGCGCGGCCCUGGGCUGCGGGGCCGGGGGCGACGCAGCGCCUCUCACCUUCACCAUGCUGCAGUGGACGCGGGUGUCCAACGGCAACUACGCGUUUUGGGGCAACGCCACGCUGGGCGGGCGGCUCAGCCACCUCCUGGAGGACCGAAACGUCACUCAGGUGCUGCCGCUGGAGCCGCCCGCAGGCUGGGCACGGCAGCAGGACAUGGUGGCCAACUACCUGAGCUACUUCAGCGGCAUUGUGCAGGUCUUCAGCAAGGAGAGGCCCCUCAACUACACCCAAAACCUGCACUGCCGCCUGGGCUGCUGCCUCUUCCCCAACGGCACGACCUGCAGCUUCUACGAGGUAUCCCUCAAUGGGACAGCCUUCCUCACCUUCCACGUCCCCAACGCCACCUGGAAGCUCCGCUGGCCCCGCAAGGACCCGGUGGCCACCUUUGCCCAGCAGGAGCUGAUGAAGUACUCUGAGACCACGCAUCACCUACAGCACUUCCUCAACACCACCUGCAUGGACAUCCUGUGGGCUCAGAGCCCUCAGACAGGGAAGCACAGAGGCCGCUCACACGCCCCGCUGGUGCUGGGUCUGAUCCUGGGGGUCUCCGCGGUGGUGGGUAUGGCCGUGGGCAUCUUCUUGUGCACAGGAGGGAGCUGCUAGCGAAACCAUAGCUGUCCUGUGGGCACAGGGGACCAACCCUGCGUCACCCCAGGGGGACCCCAGCUGGGACGGUCCCCCCGCCCCAGGGAUGGCGCUCACAGCGCACUGAGGCUUAACAUGGAACCACGCUUGGCCUGGACGCACGAAACGUGGAGAGGGGUGAAAGUCAGAAGAAAGCCAAAAAGAGAGAAGCGGUCAGCAUUCAGACCGUGAUUCAUCACCACUCCGGUGUGAAAGGGGAUGGAUGCCUGGAGGACAGAUGUCACAUCUGGGAAAGGACCCGUCGGUGGCUGUCCAUCUCUGUGCUGAACAGCCCUGCUUCAGGGCCUGGUGCAAAUAAAGUCCUUCUGCCCCCA